Molecule: messenger RNA, 1413 nt
Organism: Staurois parvus
Lineage: Eukaryota; Metazoa; Chordata; Amphibia; Anura; Ranidae
Source: the annotation of a GenBank genome assembly
CAGAAUCGUGGUGACCUUCAGGAGCCUGACCAUGCUGCAAGUGUGUGGAAUUGGAUGAUCGAUACUUCAAUGGCCACCACGGAAUUUCAAUGGCCACACUUAGGUGCCCGCUGUGGAAUGAGAGCAGCACUGGUGAUAUUAUCUGGGUCACUUUUGGUGGUCCUUGUCCCCCUGAGUGGGCUGGAGGAACAUUACAGAGCAGCUCUGAAAGUUCUCCUUCAUUUUAACCUCUGGGGAGGGGAUGAACGCAUACACACAUACACAGGACAGUCUACGGGUCUUUCCGUUACUUCAGCUGCAAUUGAGUUUCUGGUGUUCAAACAGAAACCUUCUCCAGAGGUCGUGUUUGAAGCCAGAGCUGCUCUCAACCAAGCCCUAGAAAUGAAGCGUCAAGGUAAAAGAGAAAAGGCACAUAAACUUCUUCUCCACGCCUUAAAGAUGGAUCCAGAUCAUGUGGAUGCACUUAAUGAGCUAGGUAUCCUCUUGGAGGAAGAAAAAGAUGUCAUCCAGGCAGACUACCUAUAUUCCAAAGCAUUGAUGAUCUCUCCCCAUAAUGAAAAGGCUCUAAUAAACCGCGAUCGGACAUUGCCAUUGGUUGAAGAAAUAGAUCAGAGGUAUUUCAGUAUAAUUGACCGUAAGGUUAAGAAAGUGAUGUCCAUUCCAAAGGGUAACUCAGCUCUCCGCAGAGUUAUGGAAGAGUCUUAUUAUCACCACAUUUAUCAUACAGUGGCCAUUGAAGGCAACACACUUUCAUUGUCUGAAAUCCGACAUAUAAUUGAAACACGCUACGCAGUGCCUGGUAAAAGCCUCGAGGAACAAAAUGAAGUGAUUGGUAUGCAUGCAGCCAUGAAAUAUAUGAACACCACUUUAGUGUCUCGUAUUGGUUCUGUGACAAUCAACGACAUACUGGAGAUACACCGGAGAGUGCUUGGCUAUGUGGAUCCUGUUGAAGCUGGGCGGUUUCGCACUAACCAAGUGUUUGUGGGUCAUCAUAUACCGCCACAUCCUAGAGAUGUCCAUAAACAUAUGCAGGAGUUUGUGCUGUGGCUAAAUUCAGAUGAAGCCAUGAGCUUACAUCCUGUGGAGUUUUCAGCCUUAGCACAUUAUAAACUGGUCUAUAUCCACCCAUUUGUAGAUGGUAAUGGAAGGACUUCACGCUUGCUCAUGAAUCUCAUUCUCAUGCAGGCAGGAUACCCACCAGUAACCAUCCGGAAAGAGCAGAGGUCAGAAUAUUAUCAUGUUUUAGACCUGGCAAAUGAAGGGGACGUGAGACCUUUCAUUCGAUUUAUUGCCAAAUGUACAGAGACAACCUUAGAUCUGUUUUUGAUAGCUACAGCAGAGCAUCCAGUUGGCCUCCCAGAACCUAACCCUGAUCUCUUUGAGUGCAAGCAAACAAUACCAGUGAAGACCUAG